Molecule: messenger RNA, 2924 nt
Organism: Seriola aureovittata
Lineage: Eukaryota; Metazoa; Chordata; Actinopteri; Carangiformes; Carangidae
Product: vimentin-like
Exons: 1
Coding region: 985-2121 (378 amino acids)
Biological process (GO): intermediate filament organization
Cellular component (GO): axon; plasma membrane; intermediate filament
Molecular function (GO): structural constituent of cytoskeleton
Source: RefSeq, a predicted model, not a curated record
GACACAAAAGACAUUUACAUGUAGAUUAGGUUUGCAGACAUUUCAGGCAUUCUACCCCGGAUACGAUACACGGGAUAAAUCCCUCACGAAUAUUGAUAGCUGGUUUAAUUCAGCAUUUCAUUUUCUGCAUUCUGGAUACCCACUUUCCUAUUCCUCUCCAUUUCCUCUGUUAAUAUCUGGAAAGUCCAUCUUUUUGAAAUGAUUUUUCCUCUUUCAUUCUGCACAGUAAUGUGCCUUUUCUUCUCGGUUAUAGGUUUAAUGCUUUUUAAAAUUAUGAUAUGUAGUAACUGAAAUGAAAAUAUUAAAUAUUUAUCUUGCUUUUCCAAACGUUAUUUAAAAUUAUUCUUUAGCUGCAUGACAUGGUGAUAUGGAGGCAGCUGAGGGAAUCUGUCACAAAGUUGACGUAAAGGAAAACCUGCUGCCAAAGCACAUUGUCACUGUUUACCAAGUUCAAGUUCUAUUUGUCAUUCGCACAAUCUGUCAAGAACAGCUGUACAGUGAAAUAAUUGUGGAGAGACUCAGGUAUUCUACAGCUAUACAUAAAAAGCGGCCUCAAUAAUAAGUACAUAUUGUAAUAAUAAUAACAAGUGCACUGGAUGCAAUAUUCCUCCCUGUCACACCCAACUUCAUAACCAUCCUAAGUGGAUAGUGAGUGAAAAAUAGCUGCCAUGCAUAAUCUGAUCACUAUUUCACAUCCUGGCGCAAAGGCCAGGGAGUGGACUCGACCCGCCUGGCCACUAACAUUACAGCGUUAGCUAAUAAAGAGUAUGCAGCCACAGUUCUCUGAAAGUCUGUCAUAAUCCACUUUUGAAUCAUGUCAAAACUAAGCGUGAGUUUCAAGACUCUCUGAGACAUUCUUUAUCGCCGAAUAAAAACUCCGAGGUGAUCAGAGGGAGCGUCAGUCGCGGCGUGGUCCAUGCAAAGAGAAUCAGAGCGAGCAGCUGUUCUUCUGUAAACUGAAAAACAAAACAGUAUUUACACAACAUGAGAGCUGCAUCUUACACCCAGAAGAGCCUGCAAGUUAGCGGGUCUGGCAGCAGAGUGAGGGUUCAGAGCCCGUCGCCAUCCCGGUGCCGCGGAUCCUCAUACGACAGCCGUGGACGCUCAGGUUAUCGCGGCACCGCCAUCGAGUUGGGCACAGAGAUACAUCAGCAACAUGCCAAUGAGAAAGAGGAAAUGCAGGAACUCAAUGUCAAGUUUGCAGGAUACAUUGAGAAGGUCCAGGCACUAGAGCAGCGAAAUGCUGCUCUUCAAGCUGAGCUGGCUUCCCUGCAGAGCCGCUACAAGGGAGGGCCCACAGGCAUCGGAGAAGAAUAUGAGCUCAAGUUCAAAGAGGUGCGGGAGCUGAUUGAGACCCUGACCAAUGAGAAGGGAGCAGCUGAUAUUGAAAGAGGCUACAUUGAAGAAGAGAUUGACGUGUGGCGACUAAAGCUGGAGGAAGAGCUGGCACUCAAAGAAGAAGCAGAAAUGAUCCUGAGAGAGUUUCGCCAGGACGUUGACAACGCGACACUGCAGAAGGCUGAGCUGGAGAGGCACAUUGAACAACUGGUGGCCGAGAUAGAGUUUCUCAAGAAGCUGCAUGAUGAAGAGGUAGCUGACAUCAUGAAGCAGAUUGAGGAUGCAAAGAUUACUGCCGAAAUGGAUGGCGAUCGUCCUGACCUGGCUGCCUACCUGCGCAACAUGCGUGCAGAGAUAGAGGCCGUCGCUGCCCGCAACGUCCAGGAAGCUGAGAAGUGGUAUAAGACCAAGUUUGACACCCUCAAGGAGCAUGCUGGCAAACACGAAGAACAGAUGAAGACCAUGAAAGAUGAGAUCACGACCUUCCACAACCAGGUGACAGACCUGCAGAACCAGAUUGAUGGGCUGAGAGCUCGCAACGCUGCCCUGGAGCAGCAGCUGGAGGAUAUGGAGAUGUCCCACUUUGAUAAGGUGGGGGGCCUGGAGGGUGUCAUCGCUCAGUUGGAGGCCCAGCUCUGCGAAACCAAACUGGAGAUGACCAAGUAUCUCCAAGACUACCAGGAACUGCUGCACAUUAAGCUCAAGCUGGAUGCAGAGAUCGCCACCUACAGGAAGCUGCUGGAAGGAGAGGAGCAGAGGCUUGGAAUUGCCAAAGAUGUCUAAAUAUCCAGGGCGAGAGGAGCAGGAGGUCCAAAGCAGCAGCAGCAGAGCAUUGUGGAGUGGAGAGAUUAUUUCAUUCUAGUUAAAAAGACUCUAUAUUCUUCCCUAUUGCCUAUUUUUCAACACCAGUGCCAAUAUGACACAUGAGUUUCAGUGCGGAUAGCAAAAUGAUACUUUGCUACCAGCUUUCUGUACUUGACAGUUUUGAUAUUCUGGUGUUACGGGCACAUUUGUCUUUGUAUCAGAAAUUGAUACCCAUCCCUCCCAUCCCUAUCAUUUACUUUGCCACACCCUGAUCCCCGUUAUCCUCACAUAUUUGCUUGCUUCCCAGUUCUUCCUACUUUUCAAAAUCAACCUUCCUUCAUUUUUUCAUUUCCCUAACUCCAGUUCCCCUCCCGUUUCUGUUUUUUCGGCAUCUCUCCUUGUUCCUACCCUUUUCCUUACUCCUGCUCCUACAGUACUCCUGCUAAAUUUAACAACCACCCCUCCUUUUCCUGUCAAGUCGACCCCGCUGUUAUACCUCUGUCGCUUCCCUUCGCUGCAGCUGCUCACUUUUUGCCAUCACUGCUUCUCUUGAUCCAUGUUUCGGAUCCCACCACCUUCACAUUAAAAUACUUUUGUUCUGCCUUGAUGUGUCACAUCUCUGCCCAAACAAAGCAGAACAAAUAGCCUAAGUGUUAUGACUGGUCUUCACAGUCCACCCAGAUUUCCCCUAAAUGUUUUGACAAGACACAACUAUUGACAAUUUACACUAAUGUUGACCAACUGUAACUUAAUAAAGAUUGAAGUGAGUGCAUACAAAAUAA